AUGCAGCCUUAUCUUGCCUUUACCAGUCCUGGCAGCGCUUUUGGGCCACUGUUGGCUUCUUCGGCAGUUGGCCGACCAGCACAAUAUUUACUACUCGGCUCAGUAAACCCAUGCAUCUUUGGGUAUCACACAAGGCGCAGUUUACGAGUUUAUCGAAUUACAUCAGGAAAGAAGACAUCACUGAUGCUGAUGCUGCAUAUCCUGUCCGCCUCCUUCGAACUACUAAGAUAUUAUGCACAAGCUGUCAGCGGAGACGUCUUCCCUGAUGUCUUUGACAUAGUUGGUUGCUUUGUUCACUCUGCUACGACUCUUGGCCUGGCUAAACAAUUACUCCGAGGCGAUCAGACGACGCGAGCUUCAUACCAAGCUCCUGCAUUGAUGCGACCCUUCGUCGCAUUGGUUGCACUGCUCAAUCAGAGUGCAUUUGUCCAUCGAGCGUCCGUCAAGCUCUUACAUGCCUUUCUUUACACUCGGCUUAUCAUUUUCCUUGGCAAGAGGUUCAAGAUGAAUAAGUUACACUCGUUCGCCACGAUUUACGCACAUGGAGUAUUUCUUGGAGCUGUUAUCGCCAUCCAUGAUUCGGGUCUUCCAGCCGGAGUCCCGGUGUAUAUCGGAAUGGUCGGCGCGGUGAUGGUUCUCAACCGAUACGUUGCGGACUCUUGCAUGGAACUAGCGACAGGCAAAACCUCACUUUUGGGAGGCUACAGAGUAUUGUUACGCAUUCUCGUGUGGAUUGGACUGGCAGACCUUGACAUCAUCAAGAAGCAGGGCCACAUUAAUAAGGAAGCUCUACUAGAAAAGGAUCAAUACACUGAUGAAUGA
Fusarium vanettenii 77-13-4 is the source of this 822-nucleotide messenger RNA. RefSeq lists its product as uncharacterized. The coding region runs from base 1 to 822 and encodes 273 amino acids. NCBI's taxonomy places the organism in Eukaryota, Fungi, Ascomycota, Sordariomycetes, Hypocreales, Nectriaceae. The transcript is spliced from 2 exons. The record is from RefSeq and is a predicted model, not a curated record.